AUGGCGAUCCGGCUGUCACCGCGCGUCCGACCCACCGACCGACCAGCCCGACGCGGCCGCCGGGAGGAGCUCCACCCGGCAGGACCCGCCCCCCACCCGAGCAGCGGGGCCCUCUCGCGAGGGGGACCUCUCGUUCCCACCGGCGCUGGGAAUCGCUCCCGCACCGGGACCUGGAACCCCGAGUCCGGUUGGCACGGACAGCAGGCGCGCGUGGUGACCUUGCGCUUGGUCGCUUGGUCGCUGACCCUGACAGCAACAGGUUCCAAAGUCCUGCAAAGGGCGGGACCUUCGAUCAUCCCCCAAUCGCUCUGCCCUGGCCACGCCCACUGGAGGGAGACGGGGCUCUCGGUCAUCUCCCUAUCGCUCUGCCUCCUGACCACGCCCACUCAACUAGGGGGCGGGGUUUUCGAUGAUCAUCCCCCAAUCUCUCCGCCGCUCUGCCUCCUGACCCCGCCCACUCCACCGAGGGGCGGGACCUCCGAUCGUUUCCCACCGGGGGCGGGGCUCUCGUCAUUUCCCUGCGCGGAACUGGAGGCGCCGUCCAGUGACGUCACGGGCCCCGACAGCGCGCCCGGGAGGCUGCUGCUGCCAUGCUUGCAGGUGAGCGGGUCCGGGAGCCCUCCGCCGGGAAGGCAGCGGCCGGGGCGCCCCGAUUGUGGCAUCAGCGGCGGGCGGAAGGAGGCGCGGGCGGAGGAGCCUGGCGGGCCGGCGGAGGGGCGCAGCAUGUCUUCUCCGCUCGGGGCCUGGGGCGGCGGCCGCGUCCGGCUGGGCCUGGGCCUGGUGCUGGGCGCCGCCACCGCCGCGGGCGUGGGGGUCCUGUGCGCCCUCGGCAGCCGCCGGUGGAACCGGAGUCGGAGCCGCAGCCGCAGCCGCAGCCGCAGCCGCAGCCUGCCCCUGCCCCUGCCCGACGCCCCGGACUGCGCGCGCACGGCCGAGCCUGGGCCCCAGGUGCGGCAGCUGCGGGCCGUCCCUGGGGAGGCUGGAGAUGCCGCUGUGCUCUCCAGCCUCUCGGAAGCAGGGCAGGUGCAGGUACUGGACCGCCUGGACUUCGUGCUGAGCAGUCUGGUGGCCCUGCGGCGGGAGGUGGAGGAGCUGAAGAGCAGCCUGCAGGGGCUGGCAGGGGAGAUUAUUGGGGAGGUCCGAUCCCACUUGGAAGAGAACCAGCGAGUAGGCCGGCGGAGAAGGUUCCCCUUUGCCCGUGAGAGGAGCGACUCCACUGGUUCCAGCUCCAUCUACUUCACCGCCACGUCUGGAGCUGGCUACACGGAUGUGGAGAGUGAAGGCGGCUACACCACAGCCAAUGCGGAAUCUGACUAUGAGCGGGACUCUGACCGGGAGAGUGAGAAUGGGGAGGAUGAAGUGAGCUGUGAGACUGUGAAGAUGGGGAGAAGGGAUUCGCUGGACCUGGAGGUGGCUUUGGACCCGAUACCUGGAGUUCCGGAGACUGGAGGUUCCCCUGACCUGGAGGAUGUGCUGCCCCUCCUGCAGCAGGCGGACCGGCUGCAUAGUGGCAAUGAGCAGGACAAACGAGAAGGUUUCCUGCUACUGCUCAACAAGAAGCUGGUGUAUAAAAGCCAGCAGGACUUCCUGUGGCGCAUGGCCAGGGCCUACAGUGACAUGUGUGAGCUCAGUGAGGAGGUGGAUGAGAAGAAGUCUUAUGCUCAAAAUGGCAAAGAAGCAGCAGAGGCAGCUCUGGAGAAGGGAGAUGAGAAUGCUGAAUCUCACCAGUGGUAUGCAGUGCUUUGUGGCCAGCUGGCUGAGCAUGAGGGCAUUCAGAAACGCAUCCAGAGUGGCUUCAGCUUCAAGGAGCAUGUGGACAAAACCCUUGCUCUCCAGCCAGAAAACCCCAUGGCUCACUUUCUCCUUGGCAGGUGGUGCUAUCAGGUCUCUCAUCUAAGCUGGUUAGAAAAAAAAACUGCUACAGCCUUGUUUGAAGCCCCCCUCAGUGCCACUGUAGAGGAUGCACUCCAGAGCUUCCUGAAGGCAGAAGAAUUACAGCCAGGAUUUUCCAAAGCAGGAAGAAUAUAUAUUGCCAAGUGCUAUAAAGAACUGGGGAAAAACACAGAAGCUAGAGAGUGGAUGAAGCAGGCUUUGAAGCUGCCAAGUCUCACUCACGAGGACUCAGCUUUCCAGAAGGACUUGGAAGAAAUGGAAGUAAUUUUAGGAGAAUAACUAUGUGCAGGGGAAAAUGAAGCAUUUUCCCUUUAGUUCCUGCUUAGAUAAGGAAAACGAUCAAGAAUGGUUAAGGAAGAAUCCCAACUCCUGAGUCUGACUGGAAUGAACCUUAUCAUUCCAUCAAUUUCUUGCUUAUUGUCCACAGGUUCCUUUAUUUAAAUCCUUAUCUAAUUUGAGAUUGGGAAGUAUUUGCAGUCUGUUCUCUCCCUUAAAAGAAUUUA
This is a messenger RNA of Suncus etruscus (white-toothed pygmy shrew), 2396 nucleotides long. It is a transcript of the gene RMDN3, whose product is annotated as regulator of microtubule dynamics 3. Gene Ontology annotation, molecular function: microtubule binding. Bases 1 to 2172 code for a protein of 723 amino acids. The record is from RefSeq and is a predicted model, not a curated record. Gene Ontology annotation, cellular component: cytoplasm; spindle microtubule; mitotic spindle pole. The transcript has 14 exons. NCBI's taxonomy places the organism in Eukaryota, Metazoa, Chordata, Mammalia, Eulipotyphla, Soricidae.